CAACAAUACAUUUUAAAUUCAACGAUUUUUCAAUAAUACAAGUUUCUUGUUCAAUUUUUCGAUGAUCUAGAACAACGAGUAAUACUUUUUAAACAGUAUGCUCAGUCUCUGACUUGUUCGAUUUAUAAAAUGUUCUCUUCAUUAUUCUUCAAGUGCAGUUCAACUCAUUCAAGAAUUAUUACCAAUGGCAACUGAAGAUGUAUCGAAAAGUUUAUUGAAUGAAAUUGAAACCAUUGAUGAUGAUACGUUAAAAAAUCAUCCAGCAGUGAGCGAUAUGGUAACAAUUUUGACAAUGUUUGCUGCACAAUUGAAAGAAAAGAAAAACGUACAAGGUUUUGAGCCGGUAAAUAAGACGUUUGAGAGGUGGGAACUUUGUUUAAAAGUAUUACUCGUUGUUCUAGAUCAUCGAAAAAUUGAACAAGAAACUUGUAUUAUUGAAAAAUCGUUGAAUUUAAAAUGUAUUGUUGUCGUUAGUUCCGUUUUUCUAACUCAUCACUUGUUAAUGAUGAAUUAUUUAAGAAAAAAUAAAGAUGAUUAA
Didymodactylos carnosus is the source of this 538-nucleotide messenger RNA. NCBI's taxonomy places the organism in Eukaryota, Metazoa, Rotifera, Eurotatoria, Philodinida, Philodinidae. The record is from the annotation of a GenBank genome assembly.